Messenger RNA from Aegilops tauschii subsp. strangulata, 1885 nucleotides. RefSeq names its product serine carboxypeptidase-like 2. NCBI's taxonomy places the organism in Eukaryota, Viridiplantae, Streptophyta, Magnoliopsida, Poales, Poaceae. Gene Ontology annotation, molecular function: serine-type carboxypeptidase activity; acyltransferase activity, transferring groups other than amino-acyl groups. The record is from RefSeq and is a predicted model, not a curated record. Gene Ontology annotation, biological process: proteolysis; secondary metabolic process.
GCAAGCGGACGUAUGGAUUGCCGAUCGAGGUUGUUGAUCGGGCUCUCCGGAAACCGACCAAGUAGCUUACGUGAUCAGUGACCACACCUCUCGUACAUACGUCGUGUGCGCCGUUCAUCUCGAUAAGAUCUACUUAGGUCCUCACGCUCACGCCGGCACAUUUGUUACAUCUGAACGGACGGCGUCGCCACUUGCACUCGCACGCUGCAACAUAGCUGCCUCCACUCCUCCACACACUAGCGCCGCUGUCCAGCUGAUUUGCUUCGAGAUGGACAUGUGCAUGGGCAUGGCCAAGCUGCUGCUGCUGCUGCUGCUCCUCGUGGUCACCGCCGGCCACGGCCACCCGGCGGCGGGGAAGGAGAGGAACACCAUCACGCACGUCAAGGGGUUCGACGGCCCGCUGCCCUUCGCCCUGGAGACCGGGUACGUGGAGGUGGACGAGGCGCGCGGCGCCGAGCUCUUCUACUACUUCAUCCAGUCGGAGCGCAGCCCGCGGGAGGACCCGCUCAUCCUCUGGAUCACCGGCGGCCCCGGCUGCUCCGCGCUCUCCGGGCUCCUCUUCGAGAUCGGGCCCCUCAAGUUCGACGUCGCCGGCUACACCGAGGGCUUCCCGCGCCUCGUCUACUUCGAGGACUCGUGGACCCGGGUCAGCAACGUCAUCUUCCUCGACGCGCCCGUGGGCACGGGAUUCUCCUACGCGCGCGACGAGCGGGGCCUCGACGUCAGCCUCACCGGCACCGGCACGCACCUCCGGGUCUUCCUGCAGCGCUGGAUCGCCGAUCAUCCUGAGUUCGCCUCCAACCCGCUCUACAUCGGCGGCGACUCCUACUCCGGGUACACCGUCCCCGUCGCCGCGCUCGAGAUCGCCGACCAGCCGGAUAGCGCAGGCCUGAACCUCAAGGGGUACCUGGUGGGCAACGCCGGCACGGACGACAAGUACGACUCCGGCGGCAAGGUCCCCUUCAUGCACGGCAUGGGGCUCAUCUCCGACGAGCUCUACGAGGCGGCGAAGGGCAGCUGCGGCGGGGACUUCGUGACGACGCCCCGGAACGCGCAGUGCGCCAACGCGCUCAUGGCGAUCACCAUGGCCACCUUCGCCGUGAACCCGGUGCACAUCCUGGAGCCCAUGUGCGGGCUGGCGCUGCGCCCUCCGACCCCGAUCAGCAGCAUCGUCUCCACAGGCACGGGGAGACGGUCGGCGAGGCUGCUGGUGCAGGAGGCGGACCGGCUGGCGCUCCCGGUGGAGUGCCGGGACAACGGGUACCGGCUGUCGUACGCCUGGGCCGACGACGCGGAGGUGAGGGCGACGCUGGGCAUCCGGGAGGGGUCGGUCGGCGCGUGGAGCCGGUGCGUGACGCUGACGCACUUCCGGCACGACGUGGCCAGCACCGUGCCGUACCACGCCAACCUGACGCGGCGCGGCUACCGCGCGCUGGUGUACAACGGCGACCACGACAUGGACAUGACCUUCGUGGGCACGCAGGCGUGGAUCCGGACGCUGGGGUACCCCGCGGUGGCGCCGUGGCGGCCGUGGUACGCCAACCGGCAGGUCGCCGGGUUCACGACGGAGUACGCCCACAACCUCACCUUCGCCACCGUCAAGGGCGGCGGCCACACCGCGCCCGAGUACCGCCCCAAGGAGUGCCUCGCCAUGCUCGACAGGUGGACCUCCGCCGACGGCAGGCUCUGAGCCUCUGACCUCGGCCGACGGAGUACUAUACUGCAUACGAGUACAAAUGAGUACUGUAUAAUUCGAUUUGGAUCAGUGCUAUAGCUGUUCACAUCAUUUCAUGUACGGUGUCGUACUAUUGAUUGAAGUGCCAUGCACACGAGAGGACGAAGACAUAAAUAAAAGUCAGAAAAACCUGGAGGGUUCCAUUGAGUC